Messenger RNA from Ipomoea nil (Japanese morning glory), 1288 nucleotides. Its product is annotated as protein DETOXIFICATION 16-like. Gene Ontology annotation, molecular function: xenobiotic transmembrane transporter activity; antiporter activity. The record is from RefSeq and is a predicted model, not a curated record. Gene Ontology annotation, biological process: xenobiotic detoxification by transmembrane export across the plasma membrane. Gene Ontology annotation, cellular component: membrane. The transcript is spliced from 7 exons. Lineage: Eukaryota; Viridiplantae; Streptophyta; Magnoliopsida; Solanales; Convolvulaceae. The coding region runs from base 5 to 1183 and encodes 392 amino acids.
UAUCAUGACCAUGAAUCCUGAGUUGUGUGAAGAUCUUCUUGAAUCUCCUUUGACUGAAAAUGAUGGUUUUACAUGUCUCCGACGCCUGUCGGACUAUUGGGGAGAUUUAUCUGAGACAACUGAAGAGCUAAAGAAACAAUUACAGCUAGCUGGACCUCUAGUUCUUGUAAGCUUCUUGAAGUAUAGUUUGCAGAUGAUAUCUCUCAUGUUUAUAGGCCAUCUGGGAGAGCUCCCACUCUCUGGUGCUUCAUUGGCCACUUCUUUUGCUCAAGUCACUGGUUUCAGCUUCGUGGAUGGAAUGGUAGGUGCGCUGGAGACAUUCUGUGGACAAGCAUACGGAGCGAAACAACAUGGGAUGGUUGGAAUACAUAUGCAGAGAGCUGUAGUUGUAAUGAUGACACUGGGAAUCCCCAUUUCACUUGUAUGGGCUUUUGCUGGGGAAAUCUUUGCUUUUUGCAAACAAGAUUCUGAAAUUUCAGCAAACGCAGGUACCUAUGCUCGGUGGUUGAUUCCCAGCAUUUUCCCCUAUGGGAUCCUGCAAUGCCAAAUCACAUUCUUGCAGACACAAAGCAUCCUCAAGCCACUGGCAAUAAGCACAGGGUUGACAAGUUUGAUCCAUGGCUUCCUGUGUUGGCUUCUGGUUUUCAAAUUCGGGCUCGGGAACAAAGGCGCUGCGCUCUGCAAUUCGAUCUCGUACUGGAUCAUCGUGCUGAUUUUGGGAUUAUAUAUCGGGUUUUCGCCGUCCUGCAAGACGACAUGGACAGGGAUUUCUAAAGAGGGUGGGAAGAAUUUAUUCAGCUUUCUAUCACUAGGUAUUCCUUCAGCUCUCAUGCUUUGUGUGGUGAGAUGGGCAUAUGAGUGUCUAGUACUUGUGGCUGGUCUUCUUCCUGAUCCAAAGCUUGAGACAUCAAUGAUGUCUAUAAGCAUGUGUACCUCUACUGUGGUGUUUAUGAUCCCCUAUGGACUUGGCUGUGCAGUGAGGAAACGCAAGAGGAUGUGGUUGGCAAAAGAUUGGUGCCAUUGUGAACCUUGGAGCUUAUUAUCUUGUUGGAGUUCCGUUUGCCCUCAUCUUAGCUUUUGUACUAAACUUAGGUGGAAAGGGACUUUGGAUAGGAAUUAUUGGAGGCUGUGGCACCCAGGCAUUACUGUUGUUAGUUAUUACCAUACGUACAAACUGGGAUGAACAGGCAAAGAAGGCAAAGAACAGGAUUUGUACUACCAACAUCUCCACACAUGUUAGUCACGAACAAGUAAAAGUCUAAAAGGGAAGUUUUGUACUUGCCAAAGU